Messenger RNA from Penicillium samsonianum, 1534 nucleotides. RefSeq names its product MmgE/PrpD family protein. Gene Ontology annotation, molecular function: lyase activity. Bases 1 to 1383 code for a protein of 460 amino acids. The record is from RefSeq and is a predicted model, not a curated record. The transcript is spliced from 4 exons. Lineage: Eukaryota; Fungi; Ascomycota; Eurotiomycetes; Eurotiales; Aspergillaceae.
AUGACUAUCUCAUCGAGCCAAGAAACGAGAACUGAUCGAUUGGUCAAAUGGGCCGCCGAACUGAAGUACAACGACAUUCCUGAUGAUGUGGUCCAACGCACCAAGGAUUUCUUCUUAGAUACGCUGGGCUGUGCCAUAGCCGGUCGUAGCCACCCCGCGGUUUCUGCAAUGGUGCGUUUUGCGGCUCAAAUGGGCCCAUCUAGUGGGAAGAGCGAACUAAUUGAUGGUUCCCAAAAUGUCACUACUAGUCCGGCAUUUGCUAGUCUAAUCAAUGCUGCUGCAUCCCAUGUGGUUGAGCAGGAUGAUCUGCAUAAUCGAAGCAUCAUGCAUCCAGCGACUGUAAUCUUCCCAGCUGCUCUUGCGGUAUCCCAAGAUAUUGGGGCAAAUGGAGAAGAUUUCAUCACUGCUUGCGUGGUUGGCUACGAAGUCGGUUGUCGUGUUGGAGAGUAUCUGGGGAAGAGCCACUAUGAGAAAUUCCAUACCACCGCGACAGGCGGAGUGAUUGGAGUUGCAGCAGCUGUAGCCCACCUUCUGAAGCUUGAUGCAAACCAGACAUUAUCAGCAGUUGGAACAGCUGGAACUCAAGCCGCAGGAUUAUGGCAAUUCUUGAUGGAUGCAACUCACUCAAAACAAGUGCACACAGCAAAGGCCUGUUUUGACGGUAUAUUCGCUGCCUAUUCUGCUCGUGAUGGGCUUCUAGGCCCACGGGAUAUCUUGGAAGGACCGCGUGCAAUGGGAGCUGCUCUAGUGCCCGGCGAAACAAACCCAGAGGCAAUUGACCAGAAUUUGGGUACAGAUUUUGCCGUUGUUCGUUCGAGCUUCAAAUGGCACGCAUCUUGUCGACACACCCAUCCUAGCGUGGAUGCACUGUUGAACCUGAUGGCCAAGAACAAUGUGACUUUUGACGAUAUCGACUCUGUCCUUGUUCCCACAUACCAGGCUGCUAUCGACGUACUUAGCCUAAGUGGGAAUGGCGACACAGUUCACCAGAGCAAGUUCUCAAUGGGCUUUGUACUAGCUAUUGCGGCGAAGAAAGGCCAAGCUAUGAUAACCGACUUCACUGAAGCUGAUCUGAGAGAUACCUCUUUGCGUGGAUUCCAGAAUCGAGUCAAGAUGGAAUACAAUGCGGAGAUUGAUUCUCAGUUCCCAGAGAGGUGGCAAGGAACUGUUAUUGUUACAUGCAAGUCCGGGAAGACUUUCACGGAAUCAGUCACAUUUGCAAAGGGAGACCCGGAGAUUCCCUUGACAAGGUCUGAAAUCGAGGCAAAAACUCACGCGCUUGCCAAAUAUGGCGGAAUCACAGAUACGAACAAAGUCGACUCCAUAAUCAAGAGAGCGUGGGAUUUGGAGCAUGAGACGGAUGUUAACGGGUUUGUCUUUUAAGACUUGCCUCUCAGGUCAUCGGGUGUAUAAAAAAUGCCGUGGACAUAUUGGAGACCCGUCGAGACAUAGUAGACUUGUGACAAAUGAAGGAAAUUAUGGCUACUUUGGUAACAAUGCCAGAACAGCACAUUUGGCUACAUACAUAUGUUGU